CUCCAAACUUUUCAUAUGUCUGAAAAUUUAAAAAGUGUUCAAAAUACUGCUGUUUUUGUCAAAAGAACAAUUAAAGUAAUUUAUUUUUUUUCUUUUUGGCGCAUAAUUGGUAUCUUUAGAGAAUGCAUUUUUAAAAGAUGUUUAACAGAAAUAAUUUAUUGUUUCAGCUGGUAUUGGGAUGCAUGGUCUUCUUCAUGGGUAUUACUGUGCAGGCGAAAAAGGCUUUGUCAUUUCGAGAACGAUUAGUUCCUGUCAAUAAAAGAAACAUGGUUGACCAAAACCAUUCAAGUCACCACCGACGACAUCCUACGUAUGCCUCUUCAGCUCAAAAUUUGCCGAAUGUGUGUUGUCCUUCAAUAACGCGGAAAAUUGCUCCUCUAGGAGGAAUGUCAAGAAAGGGAACAAUGCUACAGUUGUAUCGCUCCGGGAAAACCGUACAAAAAUUUUACGAAACGACAUGCGCACAAAAUGUCGAAAACAAACCUUGUAUGUAUAUAAAUCAAUCAGAAUGGAGAUCUGUAUGUAGACAGGAAACAAGAUACACAUAUGCUAUUGUAAAAGAUUUUAACUCAACGGAUGAAUAUAGAAUAGAUUACAUGAAAAUAAAUUCCGGGUGUUCUUGCACGAUUCUAGGACCGGCAUGA
Molecule: messenger RNA, 644 nt
Organism: Ruditapes philippinarum (Manila clam)
Lineage: Eukaryota; Metazoa; Mollusca; Bivalvia; Venerida; Veneridae
Exons: 2
Coding region: 138-644 (168 amino acids)
Molecular function (GO): signaling receptor binding
Source: RefSeq, a predicted model, not a curated record